UACUGCGCCGGCGCUAGCCGCGCGUUCGCCCGUCGGGGCCCCCCGCUUGCCUGCCGCUGCCGACACAACAUCUUUUGGCGACGAGGAUGGGAUUCCCGCAGCGGUUCCGACCGAAGCCCCGGGACACCAACGAGCUUCGUAAGUGAAGCGACCCUUCCCGUGUCCGCACGGCAGGCAAACGCCGCCGACGCACUCGGCGUCGCGAGGCUUCCGAGCCUAGGCCUACUCGCCCCUUUGUUCUUGCCCCAUUCCUGCGGCGAGCUCCGGCUUGCCUCCUGCACGCUACCCGGCAUGGCUUUUACUGCGAACCUUCCCGUUUUUCUUGAAGUGCCCGGCCCACCGUUAAUCCCUUGGUAUCGCUGGAAAAAAAUUUUUCAGGCCCACCUCGAAGCGGCCGGCGGUGGCGACUGGACGGACGCGCGACGAGCGUCCGCGCUCGUCAGCGCUCUCGGGCGUGAGGGACAACGGAAGUACUUUGCAGACGAGGAGCAGGAAGCAGCAAGGCAGUUAACCAGCGCAGCGUCAGCUUCAAGCGAAGCAGCAAGGCAGUCAACCGGCGCAGCGUCAACGUCAAGUGAUGCGGUCCCGCCAGCGUCAGAGUUUCCGAGACUCUUGGAGCGGCUUGACCGGCUGUUCGCCGCGUCAACAAAUGUCCUGGCGGAACGGCACGAAUUCACCAGUCGGAAGCAGUUCGACGGAGAAGGAUUCCUGGAAUUCGUGACCGCAUUGAAGGAGAAGGCGGUACAGUGCAACUUCGGCACAACCUAUGGCGAGCGCGUCCGAGACCAAAUCAUACAUGGGGUAGCGAACGUCAGCGUUCGCGAAAAGUUGCUGGCUCAUGGCGAAACCCUGACCUUGGACAAGGCAGAAGAAAUUGGACGCUCGUUAGAAGCCCUACAUCGAGCGAACCGCGCGUUCGACUCGGAGAAAAUACAAAGAAUUGAGGCAGCUCAACUUGGCGCUCCAUCGACGAGCCAAGAUGGCCGACGUAGUCCGGGAGGCCAUGACGAUGGCCGACUUCUUCCGGGGAGCCGCCAAGAUGGCCGACGUAGUGCAGGAGGCCAUGAAGAUGGCAGACUUCUUCCGAGGAGCCGCCAAGAUGGCCGCCGUCUUCCAAGAGGCCGCCCAGAUGAUCGACAUUUUCCGCGAGGCUCCUCCGGGACCCGCAAUGAAGCACAGGAUGCGAAGGACCCUAAUUUCGAGCAUAGUUCAUGCGACCGGUGUGGCAGUACGAAGCAUAUUGCAACGUACAGGAAUUGCCCCGCAAGGAACCGGCGGUGCAACGCCUGCCACACGUUGGGCCAUUUUGCAUCAGUAUGCCGAAAAACCCGUACUGUCCAGCACGUCUCUUCCGCAGAGACGCGGUCUUCGUCAACUUCCGCAGGACAGCCGUCCGCGUCUGUCUUGACGGUGAGCACCUUGGAAGCUAAAAGGGAUUUGCAAGUCCCGGUCGUGGUUAACGACGUCGCCAUGCGGCUGCUCGUGGACACAGGAGCGUCUGUCUCAUUGAUGACGGCCGAGGAUUUUGGAAAGCACUUUGGUCGACAGCACAGACUGUCAAAAGCAGCAGUGGACUUGAGGAAUUUCUCCAAGCAACGCAUCGACAUUCAAGGCCUUUUCCAAGCCACUGUCCAGUUUCUUCAAAGGUCGUGCUCAGUCACGUUCCAUGUAACGUCCACAGGAACAUCACUGCUGGGUCUUGACGCCAUCCAGCGUUUGAGGAUACAAAUCGACGGUACUUCGCUGACAUGCUGCCUGGCUACGCUUCCUCCAGUACAGAGCCCCACAGGCUACCCCUGGCUCUCCGUGACCAGGUGACAAAUGAACUGCGGCGUCUCGAGGACUGCGACGUCAUCGAGCGCGUCGAGGCUUCUGAAUGGGUGUCUCCACUCGUCGUGGUGCGCAAAAAGGAUGGAGCCAUCCGGCUCUGUGUUGACCUCCGGGAACCGAAUAAGGCAAUUGUCAUUGAUGGGUAUCCUUUGCCGCACGUAGAAGAGUUAUUGCAAAUGUUUCAUGGUGCCACAUAUUUUUCUAAGCUGGAUCUAGCAUCUGCUUACCACCAGCUGUUACUGGAAGAAGGUAGUAGAGAUCUCACCACAUUCAUAACUCAUGAAGGCUUAUUCAGGUUCAAGCGUGUCUGUUUUGGCUUGGCAUCCGCGCCAGCAGUGUUUCAGAAAAUGAUGUCACAAAUCUUGCAGAAUUGUAAGAAUGUUGUCUGUUACCUUGAUGACAUUUUGGUAUGGGGUCAGACGAAACCUGAGCAUGAUGCUAAUUUAAGAGAAGUCUUGCUUUGCAUUUCAAACAGUGGUAUGAAACUGAAUGAAAAAUGUGUCUUCUCUGUGAGAGAACUGACUUUUCUGGGCCAUAAAAUUUCAGCUGAAGGCAUUUCGCCUACAGAAAGCAAGGUAAAAGCAAUCCUGAAUGCGCCUGCUCCUACAGAUAUUAAGUCAUUGCAAUCCUUCUUAGGAUUAGCUGGUUACUAUGCCAAGUUCAUUGAUCAUUAUGCAGAACUUGUAGAACCGCUUCGCCUCAUGCUCAGGCAAGGGCAAAAUUUUGCUUGGUCUGAUGACGCACAACGUAGCUUCAAUCAGUUGAAAGCUCAUCUUACAUGUUCCCCUGUCAUUAAGAUUUUCAACCCUGAAUUGCCUGUGGUAGUCACGACUGAUGCAUCUGAUGUUGGUGUUGGUGCUGUGUUACAGCAACCGUAUGGUUCCAAGCUAGAAACUGUAGCUUUUGCAUCUAGAACUUUGUCUGUAGCUGAACGAAAGUAUUCUGUAGGAGAGCGUGAAGCGCUAGCAUGUCUGUUCGCAUGUGAAAAAUGGCAUGUUUACCUCUGGGGUAGACGGUUCACUCUUCGAACUGACCAUCAAGCAGUAGUUGCAUUACUGUCCGCUGGCGACUCAGGUCGUCGACCUCUUCGCAUUUCAAGAUGGUCAGCCAGGCUCCUGUAUUACAACUUUCAGAUUGAA
Dermacentor andersoni is the source of this 2969-nucleotide messenger RNA. RefSeq lists its product as uncharacterized. Gene Ontology annotation, biological process: proteolysis. Lineage: Eukaryota; Metazoa; Arthropoda; Arachnida; Ixodida; Ixodidae. Gene Ontology annotation, molecular function: aspartic-type endopeptidase activity; zinc ion binding; nucleic acid binding. The record is from RefSeq and is a predicted model, not a curated record.